AGUAAUAACUUACCUAAUUUGUUAUCCGUCCAUUGACUAUUGACUACAAACAUUGCUUCCUUCUCUGGGUUUUCUUAUUUCUUUCUCAUUUCUCUCACUCACACUCACUCACACACAUUUUGAUUUUCUCCUAAAUUCCCGAUUCCAUCAUCUCAAUUCUCAAGAUGGAAGAAACAAAUCAAUCGCGUUACGUCAAGUUAACCAAGGAACAAACCACCGUCGAACAAGAUAUCAUCCCCGGUGAACUCAAUCAACCUAUUGAUGUUCCUCAGUUGGCUGUUCAGAAGUGUCCUGAAUGUAGGCAGCCAUUACCUGAAAGCUAUGCACCUCCUUCAGAUGAACCUUGGAUGACUGGUAUCUUUGGAUGCGUAGAAGACCGGGAUAGUUGCUUGACUGGAUUGUUUUGUCCUUGUGUAUUAUUUGGACGCAAUGUAGAGAGCUUGAAGGAUGACACUCCUUGGACAGGGCCAUGCAUUUGUCAUGCCAUUUUUGUUGAAGGUGGCAUUUCUUUGGCUAUAGGAACUGUAAUUGCAACUUCCUUCAUUUCUGGCAUUGACCCGGGGACAACAUGCCUCAUUUGUGAGGGCUUAUUUUUUACGUGGUGGAUGUGUGGCAUUUACACUGGUCAAGUUCGGCAAUCCUUACAGAAGAAAUAUCACUUGAAGAAUGCACCUUGUAAUGCAUGUUGUGUGCACUGCUGCUUGCACUGGUGUGCCUUGUGUCAGGAGCACAGGGAGAUGAAGGGACGGCUCUCGGACAAUGUUUUUUCAGAAAUGACUAUUGUAAACCCUCCCCCCAUUCAAGAGAUGAAGUCUGCCAACGAAAAGGAAAAUCCUGAAACAUCUUCCGCUAACAACAAUGAGCACACUACUCUGGAGAUGCAGGCUUUAUAAGAGCCAUAAAUAAGGCAUAUAUACCAUUGUUAAUUGUUAAUAGUGACAAAAGCAAAAGAUUUUUCCCUUUAGACCUUUGGCUUCAGUUAUUUAUGUUGCAUUAGACAUGUGAAUCACAUACACAUAACUCACCAUGUCUAUUUUGUGGAGCCAAAUUAUAUGGAAUCUUCAUUUUUGAAUUUAUGGUUUAGACACUUUUAAGUUUAGUC
Messenger RNA from Trifolium pratense (red clover), 1102 nucleotides. RefSeq names its product cell number regulator 6-like. Lineage: Eukaryota; Viridiplantae; Streptophyta; Magnoliopsida; Fabales; Fabaceae. The transcript is spliced from 5 exons. Bases 165 to 893 code for a protein of 242 amino acids. The record is from RefSeq and is a predicted model, not a curated record.